UUCAACAGUUUCUCGAUGCGUCUCGUACCGGGAAUCUUGACCUCUUCAAGAAAUUAGCGACGCAACUGGACGAGGGGAGGGGGCUGGCGCAAACGGUGGCUGAUGUAAAGGACGCUAACAAGCGAGGGGCUCUUCAUUUUGCUGCGAGAGAGGGCAAGACUGAGGUGUGCAAGUACUUGCUGGAGGACUUGAAGCUCGAUGUGAUACAAAAGACGAAGAUGGAUAUGGAUGCUUCGUUUAGCCUGCUUUUGGUUAUGUUUUGGAAUCUCCAUUGCUUGACAGGUGAAACUCCUCUUAUUCAUGCUGCUCGGCAAGGACAUACUUCCACUGCCAAAUACCUUAUUGAGUGCGGUGCUGAUCCUGAAAUACCCAGUGAACUGGGGGCCACAGCUCUGCACCAUGCUGCGGGAAUAGGAGAUAUUGAGUUGCUGAGGUUCUUACUUUCCCACGAUGUAGAUGUUAAUUCACAAAGUGAUGCUGGUACUGCGCUAAUUUGGGCUGCUGGUCAUGGCCAGCAAGAUGCUGUAAAAGUUUUGCUAGAACACCAUGCUAAUAAACUACCAUUGGAGUGGUUGAAGCUCAACACUGAUGGUGCUGCAAAGGGCUGCUCUUGUCCCACAGCUUGUGGGCUAUAUUCUGCACUUUCGCCUAAUGCUGAAACUGAUGAUAAUAUCACUCCCUUGUUAUCAGCUGUAGCGGCGGGAUCAUUGGCAUGCUUAGAACAGUUGAUUCAGGAAAAGAAGAACUUGGGAAUUCUUGCUCCAACACACAAUUCACUUGGAUGUUUACAUUUUCUGGCAGGUGCUGAUGUGAAUGUUAUUGCAGGUGGAGCAACCCCUUUGCACAUUGCUGCUGAUAAUGGUAGCAUUGAUAUUAUUAACUGCAUAUUAAAAGCCGGAGGUGAUCCCAAUGUCACUGAUGAGGUGAGGCUUUGA
This is a messenger RNA of Ilex paraguariensis (yerba mate), 935 nucleotides long. The record is from the annotation of a GenBank genome assembly. Lineage: Eukaryota; Viridiplantae; Streptophyta; Magnoliopsida; Aquifoliales; Aquifoliaceae.